Spea bombifrons (plains spadefoot toad) is the source of this 2454-nucleotide messenger RNA. Its product is annotated as tubulin beta chain. The coding region runs from base 77 to 1411 and encodes 444 amino acids. Gene Ontology annotation, biological process: microtubule cytoskeleton organization; mitotic cell cycle. The record is from RefSeq and is a predicted model, not a curated record. The transcript has 4 exons. Gene Ontology annotation, molecular function: GTPase activity; GTP binding; structural constituent of cytoskeleton. Gene Ontology annotation, cellular component: microtubule; cytoplasm. NCBI's taxonomy places the organism in Eukaryota, Metazoa, Chordata, Amphibia, Anura, Pelobatidae.
CAUUGUCUCGGACGUUCCAUUUUCGAACGUCGCUGCUUCUCUAGUUCCAUUCCCGGACCACCCAUCACGCGUGACCAUGAGGGAGAUCGUGCACAUCCAGGCCGGCCAGUGCGGCAACCAGAUCGGUGCCAAGUUUUGGGAAGUGAUCAGUGAUGAACAUGGAAUCGACCCAACUGGAACAUACCACGGAGACAGCGACCUGCAGCUGGACCGGAUCAGUGUAUAUUACAACGAGGCCACAGGUGGUAAAUAUGUCCCCAGAGCCAUCCUUGUUGAUCUGGAGCCCGGAACAAUGGACUCUGUCCGCUCUGGACCCUUCGGACAGAUCUUCAGACCAGACAACUUUGUCUUUGGGCAAAGUGGUGCCGGUAACAACUGGGCCAAGGGCCACUACACCGAGGGAGCAGAGCUGGUAGACUCUGUCCUAGAUGUGGUCCGAAAGGAGGCAGAAAGCUGCGACUGCCUGCAGGGUUUCCAGCUCACUCACUCCCUGGGUGGUGGUACUGGUUCUGGUAUGGGCACCCUCCUCAUCAGCAAGAUCCGUGAGGAGUACCCUGACCGUAUCAUGAAUACAUUCAGUGUUGUGCCCUCCCCCAAAGUCUCAGACACAGUGGUGGAACCAUACAAUGCCACCCUCUCAGUGCAUCAACUGGUUGAGAACACAGAUGAGACCUACUGCAUCGACAACGAAGCCCUUUACGACAUCUGCUUCCGCACUCUGAAGUUGACAACCCCAACCUAUGGCGACCUGAACCACCUGGUCAGUGCCACCAUGAGCGGAGUCACCACCUGCUUACGUUUCCCAGGUCAGCUCAAUGCUGAUCUUCGCAAACUGGCCGUCAACAUGGUCCCUUUCCCACGUCUUCACUUCUUCAUGCCAGGGUUUGCUCCACUGACCAGCCGAGGCAGCCAACAGUACCGCGCCCUGACCGUUCCCGAGCUAACUCAGCAGGUAUUCGAUGCUAAGAACAUGAUGGCUGCUUGCGACCCACGUCAUGGCCGGUACCUGACCGUAGCGGCAGUGUUCCGUGGACGUAUGUCCAUGAAGGAGGUGGAUGAGCAGAUGCUCAACGUCCAGAACAAGAACAGCAGCUACUUCGUAGAAUGGAUCCCCAACAAUGUGAAGACAGCUGUGUGCGACAUCCCACCACGCGGCCUUAAGAUGGCGGUCACAUUCAUCGGCAACAGCACUGCCAUCCAAGAGCUGUUCAAACGCAUCUCAGAGCAGUUCACCGCCAUGUUCCGCCGAAAGGCUUUCCUGCAUUGGUACACCGGAGAGGGCAUGGACGAGAUGGAAUUCACUGAAGCAGAAAGCAACAUGAAUGAUCUGGUCUCCGAGUACCAGCAGUAUCAAGAUGCCACGGCUGAGGAGGAGGAAGACUUCAAUGAAGAAGCUGAGGAGGAGGCUUAAUUCUCUUCACCACCAACAUUCCUCUUCUUCUUCUUUCCUUCUCCAUUCUCAGGCUGAGAAAAUGUCCGAACCGAAGAUUAGCAUAUGUUUUUCUCCAUCUUUUUUCCGGUUUCCUCCUGUUUCUUCCUCUCCUUUUUUCUCUUCUCCUCUUUCAUUCUUUCUCCAGACAUGUUGUGUAAAUCAAUGAAGGGUACACCUUGGCUCCAGCAGGGUAUAACGGGCUUAAGGAAAGGGACGGUAGGUCUCUGGCCUUGAAAGAUCCAAGCCGUAGAUGGCUAGCGUCCCGGAAUUUUAGAUCAGGCCUGACCAAAAAAAGUGUGAUUUUCAUCUCAUGCGGCCUACACUAUCAAAAUGUCCUCUCCCCUUCUGUGACUGGGUGCUGGUCUCCGCAGUCACCAACGGGUCCAAAUUCUUCUCUUAAGCCCUCGGAUUGUAGGAGAGCCUUCCGACACGUGUCCCGUUCUGUGGCCUUCUAGGCCUCGCUACAAUGUUUGGUGGUAAUUCUCGUCCUACUUAAGUUAUUACUGUGGAACCACUCUUAUGAAGCAUCCCAACAACAUUUGUUUGUGUCGCUUCCCUGACCCUAAACUCGAUACGUGUCCAUCCGUACCUACUGUGUAUGGACCUCUAGAACACGCCAGGCCUUGCCGACAAAUAUUUAUUCCUUCUCAGCAAUUAAGACCUCAGUUUAUCUCAAGCAUCUUAACAAAUGCACUUAAAUCAUUUCUGCUGAACAGUAUUGGUUAUUACCAACGAUUUCAGCCGCAUUAUAAAUGCCGACGUCGACACCUUAGUAGUUGGCGCUUUUUAAAAAAGUUCGGCGGUUAUCAGUUUCUAUCAUCUUUUGGGGGGAGGGGGAGACUUUCACACGAUGGAAGACGGAUGUUUCAUGUUAUAUUUUCCUUCGCUCCUUAACGCUCUUCAUCCUUUUCCUCUCUUGCUGUAUCCAUACCAUAAUUAUUUUUUAUUUUACUGUUGCUUUUUCAUAUUGAAAAGAUGACAAGCCUGUGACAAAAAAAAUAAAACUUUUUUUUUUAAUUUUC